This is a messenger RNA of Pogona vitticeps (central bearded dragon), 2469 nucleotides long. NCBI's taxonomy places the organism in Eukaryota, Metazoa, Chordata, Lepidosauria, Squamata, Agamidae. The record is from RefSeq and is a predicted model, not a curated record.
UGAUCCUUGGCUAAUCGCAGGUGGAGAGAAGAGAAAGAGAUGCUUACGUAGGAGAUUUAACCCAGCACUGGUCAUAAUGCAUCUUUGCUGAAGCCGGUGAUCGGGCAUUCUGGAUGUGUUAGUUGCUAUGGGAGAUUGGAACACUGUUGCGGUGCCAGCACUGUCACCAGAUAAUACUAAUACGUGGUAUACCUCAACCAAAAGUAUGUCCCCCUCAAGCUUAGGUGUGCUGCGCUCACCACUGCCUUUGUCCAAAAGUACACACAGUUUUUUCAGUGCCUUCUGCACAGAAGAGAAUGUCGAACGGAGCCUUUCCUAUCUUAACAGGGAGCUAACAGCGCUUGGCUUUCCUUCACUUUAUGCUGACUCCAAAGGUAAAGAGUUAUGUGUAGUGUCGGUCUUAAACUGUAUGAAUGAACUGCUCCUACUUCACCGCAAGACUCUGCGAGCGCAGGAAGAAGCAGAAACUCAGCACCUGAAAUUAGGCAGUGAUAUGGAUCACCUGCAGAAUUGCUAUGCUAAAUUAAAGGAACAGUUAGAAACAUCUAGGAGAGAAAUCAUUGGAUUGCAAGAAAGGGACAGACAGCUACAGUGCAAGAACAGGAAUUUGCACCAGUUACUCAAAAAUGAAAAAGAUGAGGUACAGAAACUGCAGAACAUCGUUGCAAGCCGUGCAACCCAGUACAAUCAUGAUAUGAAAAGGAAAGAAAGAGAAUUCAACAAACUGAAAGAGCGCUUUCAUCAACUCCUUAUGAAUAAAAAGGAUAAAAAAAUAGCCAUGGAUGUUCUAAACUAUGUAGGUAGAGUUGAUGGCAAAAGAGGUGCGUGGAGGACCGGGAAAACAGAAGCUAAGAAUGAAGAAGAAAUGUACAAAGCUCUUUUAAAUGAUUAUGAACAGCGUCAGAAACAGCUUCUGGUAGAAAAUGCUGAGCUCAAAAAGCUACUUCAGCAAAUGAAGAAGGAAAUAAUUUCUCUCCUGCCACCACAGAAGCAGAAACCUAAAGAGAAGACUGAAGAUAGCAAUGGCACCGUCCUGUCGGAUGUGGAAGAGGAUGCUGGAGAAGCGAAUAAAGAGAAUGUUUGGGAACUUUCUUGUGAAACAGUGCGCGAACAGCUUGCUAACAGCAUUCGGAAACAGUGGAGGAUGCUGAAAAAUCAUGUUGAAAACCUAGAUAACCAAGUAUCACAUGUACAUUGUGGGUCACUCCAUGAGAAAGAUACAAUCUCAAGAGAAGACCAUGAACUGGAAGUUGAAAGACUGCAGUUGGAAAUUCAGCAGUGCAAAGAAAUGAUAAAAACUCAGCAGCAGCUCUUACAGCAGCAGCUAACUUCUCCAUGUGAUGAUGAUACCAAUAUGUUACUACAGGACUGUUACUUGCUGGAAGAAAAAGAAAGACUGAAAGAGGAGUGGAAAUUGUUCAAAGAACAGAAGAAAAACUUUGAGAGAGAGCGUAAAAGUUUCACAGAAGCUGCUAUUAGACUAGGACUUGAGAGGAAGGCAUUUGAGGAAGACCGUGGAGCUUGGCUGAAGCAGCAGUUCUUAAGUAUGACUUCUGAUCAUAUGAAACCUCAGUGUGCCUUCUUGGGAAGCUCAGAUUUGGAUAAUCCAUUAGCAAAUUUCAGGUCUCGCCAAAAGAAACCAGACCCCUCGCCCAGCAUCGCUACAUUCUCAGAUGUUUGCGAAGCAACUCAGCAAAUUCUUGAAAACAGUUCAAGUGCUCUUCUGAAUAAAACAGCUGAAGAUCGAAGGCCAAGCCAAAUUAAGAAGGAGCCACUAAGAAAGAUGCAGACUAAUGACAGCAGCCCUGUUGCACAGAGUGAUGCAGAGAGUUUACAUUGGCUGCCACCGGCACACUUGCACACAGGCAGUGUAGAUAAUUUGCAUUAGAGUCUUAACUUCUCUUACCCUCUUUCUGUUUAGCAGAUUUAUCCAUAAACUUUCUGAAUUCAUUUGGCAAAACAGGGUGUCUCGAGUGUAAUUGGAUUGAUGCUGAUGAUAGCAGUUGUACUGUACGCGUGGCUUUUUUAGAAUCUCCCUCUCCAAGAAGAAACUUUCCUUUCUGCCCCUGUAUAGUUAAAGCUAUAUUUAAAAUAUAUAUAUAUAUGUCAGUUCUUACAAUGAAUGACCUAGUUCUUUAGCUGAAGGAUGGUGUGAAUCUUCUGACAAAAUGCUUCAGCAUUUGAAUUUUAUAUUUCAAGCAAAAGCAGCACUUUUAGCACUAGUUUAAAAUGAAAUGUUCAUUUGGGUCUCAAGUGCAACUGACACUGGGAAUUUUUUUUUCCUUAACUUGAAUGUACAGUACAUUGUAGAUGAUUGACAUGGCAGGUUCUAUAUUUAUUGUGUGAUUUCUGAUUACCUCUUUUCGUAUCUCUUCAAUAAAAAAAAAGCAAGGCCUUUGCUUUGAAAUAGAUGAGAUGCAAAGGAUUAUGUGACAAUGCUAUGAAACAAGAUUUAUGGAUCCAAAAAAA